AUCAAAAUUUCAAAAACAAGAAAAUGGAAUUAACGAGCCUGUAAGGAACUAAACCACUACAAUUCCUAAUUCCCAAAUCAACCACCGCAGAUCGGAAAAAAUGGAUGGUGAGUGAAGAAAUUGGAAGAGAGAGAAAAAGAGAAAGAGAAACAGAGAGAAAGAAAGAGUAAACUUGUAAGACAUGGCUGGGUUACUGGCAUGGGCGGUGGGAGGUGGCGCAGGAAAGGAAGCGGAGGACGAUUCCAUCAUCCCAAUCCUCUUUUCCGAAGAUCAGCAAAGGUAUGUAAUCGAAUUGGAUCAGAAGGCGGCUUCUCUCCGCCGUUUGAUCCAUGAUCUACGGCUGAGAUUGCCUCCCCAAGACAUCUCCCAGAGCCUCCCUCACCUUCACGCCCACUCCCUCGCCUCCAACGCCGCCCUCGCCCUCCAAUUGAACUCCCACUCCGCCACGCGCCAACAGGCCCAACUUAGAGAGGUGACAUUGAAGGAAGAGAAUGCAGCAUAUGAAAAUGCAAUAUCCGAUUUUGAGAAUAAAAUAAAAGAGAAAUUACAAGAGGCUGAUUUACUAAGGACAAAGUUGCAGGAGAUGGAUGAGACUGAGAAGAAACUCAAAGCUGAGCUGGACAAUAUAAAGCAGCAAGCAUCUGAUGGUUGGGACGAAAUGAAGGCAAAAUCUAAAGCUGGAUUUGAUGCAGAUGCAGAAGCAUCGAGAUCAGCUUUACUAGAUGAAUUGGAAGAGAAGAAGAAGCAGUUGAGUUCGAUGGAGGAUGCUGUGAAACAGUUGGAGAAGAAAUGGGCAAAAGUGCAGGAAAAUGCACUUAAACAACCUUCCCCAGCACAAAGAGAGAAGACAUUGGAUAAACAACUUCAUGGUCUAAUUGAGCAACUGGCUGCUAAACAGGCGCAAGCUGAGGGCUUACUGGGUGACAUUCAUUUGAAAGAGAUGGAACUGGAAAGAUUGAAUGGGCUAUGGCGGCAAACAGAAAACAGCAAUUUGGAGGCAAACACUGCUGCUAGGUAUCGUUUCAGUAAAAGCUCCUCAGAUAAGUUACACAGUAUGUCAGAUUAUGAAGGCCAUCAAAGGCUUCCUUAUCACUCUGCUGGCAGAUCUGAAACCCAGCAGAGGCUUAUGCUAUUCAGGUCUGCAUUUGUGCUCUAUAUUUUAGCUUUACAUAUAUUGGUCUUUAUCAGGAUAUCAUUUUAACUAGUAUUGAUUGACACAGUAAGAUGACAUGUUAAUUUUUACUCUGCAUGUUUGAAUCUGUUUGUACUCGUUAGAUAUCCCUUGCACAUAUAUACAUAAGUCUGUAUAAAUGUUUUUUUUUUCGUUCA
Messenger RNA from Vigna angularis (adzuki bean), 1329 nucleotides. RefSeq lists its product as uncharacterized. NCBI's taxonomy places the organism in Eukaryota, Viridiplantae, Streptophyta, Magnoliopsida, Fabales, Fabaceae. The transcript is spliced from 6 exons. The record is from RefSeq and is a predicted model, not a curated record. The coding region runs from base 182 to 1201 and encodes 339 amino acids.